Molecule: messenger RNA, 723 nt
Organism: Lymnaea stagnalis (great pond snail)
Lineage: Eukaryota; Metazoa; Mollusca; Gastropoda; Lymnaeidae
Source: the annotation of a GenBank genome assembly
UGCCAGGUCUUAUUCACAUCAUCACGAGUAGAUGGCAGAUUGUGCGUCAUGCAGGACGGUCCGGUCAACGUCAUCAAAGACUCCAAUGUGGAAAUGAUCGUCAAAGAAAACACAAAGACUGUCUUCGAACUGAAGUACUACCCAAGUAGCUGGCUGCUCAGAGAGUACUGCACAAAAUCUGGUUCUCUGAGUGUGGCUCUCAAGAAGAUCAACAAAAGAGUCAAAGUUAACGUAAAGAAACUGGAGAUAACUUUAAAGAUCGUAAAUAUAGAGAGUAGAUAUCGUACUCUCUACUUCAACUACAUCUCAUGCAGUAAUUCAUAUCCGCUCCGCCACAGCUGGGUUAGUGUGUACAAUCGUUCUCCACAUUCCCCGGAGACGUUAGAGUACUGCGGCCUGAAGGUGGAGAAAGAAGCCGAUAACAACGGGAGUAUUUGCUUGGUGUACAAACCCCUUCUUCACGCGCAGCGACAAGACACGGCAUGGAACUUUUACGUGUCAACAAAACACUUUGACCUCGACCCGAAUUUCUUCAUCUACCAACUGGCCUGGAACAGUUCUCAAGCGAGGGAGCUGCACGCCUGGUGUGCCGACCCAGCAAUCGGUUUUGUGACGCUGAUAUUCCACAGGUUAAACACGACGAAUGAACAGCAGGACAUGUUUGUGUUCACGCUGACCGAUCACGAAGGAUCAAACGACACCCUCGUAGAGUUGCGGAGCAAG